Molecule: messenger RNA, 4185 nt
Organism: Thecamonas trahens ATCC 50062
Lineage: Eukaryota; Apusomonadida; Apusomonadidae
Product: glutaminase isoform
Exons: 3
Coding region: 60-4052 (1330 amino acids)
Biological process (GO): L-glutamine catabolic process
Molecular function (GO): glutaminase activity; protein binding
Source: RefSeq, a predicted model, not a curated record
ACACACACACACACACACACACACACGCACACACACGCUCUCUUUCUCUCUCUUAUACCAUGUCGGACACCUCCCCGACAGAAGACGCCCAUGCCCCCGCCACCCUCCCGCAAAUCCACACCUCUAUUCUCCGCCGGCUGUCGUCGACCCACACAGCCCACUCGCGCCUGACGCCCACUCUGGCGGCGGCUUCGGUGGCUGCUGCGGCUGCGAGUGGCGCCUUGGAUGCUGUCAGCUCGCCAGCCAUCACGUCAUCGCCGCUGGGUACUCCAGGUCUGGCAGAUGAUGGGCCCGGUCGCUGCGAACCGGCGUUUGCAUCACCGCUGCCGUCGCCGGUGCCGCAGCUGACCUCGCCAGGCGUCGACGUCCGCAUGCCGACCACGCCGCCAACCACGCCGAUGCCCACACCGCUAGCGGGUGGGGCGACGGCAUCGCAGACGGUGCACCUGCCGACCUUUCUCCGCACGCUCUCGGCGACAGGGCUCUCGCUCUCGGACGCGCGGGUCCACGAGGCCGUGAGCGUGUGCAUGGACCACCUCGCGGCCGGCUACGAGGAGAUGGAUCUGGCCGUCUUCCGGCGAUCCGUCGCACCCAACUCGCUGGCCUUUGCUGGCGAGGUGGGCGAUCUGUUCGAGUCGGCCGGGAGCAACGAGUCUGGAGCGGUGGCGACAUACAUCCCGCAGCUCGCCAAAGUCGACCGCAAGCAGUGGGGCAUCGGCGUGUGCACCAUUGACGGGCAGCGGCUUGCGCUGGGCGACGCCGACGUCCCGUUUUCUAUCCAGUCAUGCACCAAGCCGGUGACGUACUGCAUGGCGCUUGAGGCGUAUGGCCGCGAAAAGGUUCACCAGCACGUCGGCAUGGAGCCAUCCGGCCGCAACUUUAACGAGCUCGCCCUCGACUCGUCAGGCCGCCCGCACAAUCCGCUCAUCAACUCGGGUGCCAUCAUGUGCUGCUCGAUGGUUGCGCCGUCCAAGCCGCUCUCGCAGCGGUUUGCUCUCGUCAUGCAGACGUGGAAGCGGCUGCUGGGCGGCACCGACCUCGACGCCGCGCUCGACCUCUACUUUCAGAUCUGCUCGAUGAUGGCCUCGGCGUCGAUGCUCUCGAUCUUGGCUGCCACGCUCGCCAAUGCGGGCGUCUGCCCCAUCACCAACGAGGUUGUCUUCUCGCCCGAGACCGUCGAACACUGCCUCUCUAUCAUGUUGACCUGUGGCAUGUACGACUACUCGGGCGAGUUUGCCUACCGGGUUGGCCUCCCGGCCAAGUCGGGCGUCGGCGGCGGCAUUUUGCUGGUGGUCCCGGGCGUCAUGGGCAUCUGCACCUGGUCACCCUCUCUUGACGUGUACGGCAACUCGGCGCGCGGUCUCGAGUUCUGUGAGACCUUUGCCGCUCGGUUCCGCCUCCAUCCCUUCCACCGCUUUGCCGACGACAGCGGGGCCAACGUCGAGCGCCUCGGCGCACAGCUGAUCAAGUCCAAGGCCGUCUCGCUCUCGGUCCACCUGGCCUCUUUUCUCUUCGCUGCUCGCGACGGCGCAGUCCGCGAGCUUCAGCGGCUGCUUGCGCUCGGCUUUCCAGUCAACGCCACCAACUACGACUCGCGGUCGGCGCUGCAUCUUGCAGCCUCCGAGGGCCACAGCCACGCUGUCUCGUUUCUUGUGGCGCAGCCGGGCAUUGAGCUCGAGCCGCGCGACCGGUGGGGGCGGACUCCGCUCGACUGCGCCCGGCUUGCUGGUCACCUCGACGCCAUGAUCCUCCUGCGGGCGGCGGGAGCGUCAGACGAUGGUCCGCCGCUUGCCUCGGCCGGCGAGAGUGACCCGCAGGCCUCGUUUGACAUUCUGCCUGGUGACGAUCGGCCGGAACUCAGCCUUGACGUUGACCCGAUGGAACUGUACUUUCAUCUGCCGCGGCGUGAGCGGGCGGCGCACCUCGCGCAUGUGGUCGACGACGACGCGUCGGGCGUAGUCCACCUCCGCUCGAUCGUCUCGCUGUUCAAGGAGAUGGGCGUCCGCGCGUCGGACCUUCGGCUCAGAACGCUCAUGUCGCACCUUGCGCUCCCGUCGAGCAAGGCACCGCAAAGCUCGCCGCGGACGGCAGUGGCAGCAGUGGGUGGUGCUGGGCCCGAUGAGGUCGAGGCGGUCAUGGUCGAGGUCGGUCUUGAGUUUGACGACGACGCAGGCGGCGACCUCAAGCCCUCGAUCUCGCAUGCAUCGAUAGCAGCCGAGGCGCCGCACUCGUGGGUCGGACACUCGUCGUCAAUUGUGACGUUCUCGACUCUUGAGGCCGAGCUACUUUUGCAGCAGGCGCGCUCGACGAACAAAACAUAUGGCGGGUUGGAGCGGGUCGACUCGCUCAACGACUCGUCAGCGUCGAUGCUGCUGAGUACGACAACGCGGUCGUUUCCUGCGGCAUCCGGGCUAGAGGCGGUCGAGAUGACACUCGACGAGUUUGCCAAGCGGUGCGCUCGGCUCGACGAGUACCAUUUUGCCUUUUUGGAGGCUACAGUUCAGUCCCGGAUGGCUGUCCCGUCGUGGUCGUCGUUCUCCGCGCGGAUGACCGAGGCGUUUAUCAAAGUCUCGCGCAUUCCGGCGCUCCACCGCGGCGCGUCGGUUGCAUCGUACAUUCCGCUGCUCGCGCAGCAAAACGCCGAAGCGUGGGGCCUGGGCGUGUGCACGGUCCACGGCCAGCGGCUGGCAAUGGGCGACCUCCCGCCUGUCUCGCUGCAGGCGGUCACCGCGCCGAUCUCGUACUGCCACGCCGUGGACAAGUACGGCGAGGAUGCGGUGCACAAGGUGGUCGACCGCGAGCCGUCGGGUGAGGCCUUUAACGCGCUCCUCCUCAACCACCGCGGCGUGCCGCACAACCCGCUGGUCAAUGCCGGCCAUCUCGCAGUCCUCGCCCUCAUCCUCGCCGAGCAGUCCAAGGGUCGCGGCCAGGCCUCGUCGCCGUCCGAGGACGCAGAGCGGUUCUCGUACUUUGAGGAGCUCUGGUCGCACGCCGCCGGCAACGUGGCGCCGACGUUCAACAACGCUAUGUACCUGUCGGAGCAGGAGACCGCCGACCGCAACUACUCGCUGGCAUACAUGCUGCGAUCCAAGGGCUUGCUCGAGAACACGCCCGGCUCGGUCCGACGAACGCUCGACCUCUACUUUCAGCUCUCGUCACUCGAGCUCACGCCUGACGAGCUGGCGGUUGUGGCGGGGACGCUCGCCAACGGUGGCGUGUGCCCCACGACACAGGAGCGGGUCUUCUCGGCCGAUGCCGUGCGGGCGUGCCUCUCGGUCAUGUUCUCAUCCGGUGUGUUCAACUCGUCAGGUGAGUUUGCGUACGACAUCGGCGUCCCGGUCAUCGCCUCGGUCUCGGGCCUCAUCAUGGUGGUGGUGCCCGGCGUGAUGGGCAUGGUCACCUUUGCGCCGCCGCUGCUGGAGAACACGUUCUCCAUGCGUGGCUACGCCUUUCUGCACAACCUCGUCAGACAGCAGUUUUCGCUCCAUGCGUACGCUACCUCGCACCAGCUCUCGAACCACGACGAUGCCAAGGCUCACGCGGCCGAGGCCGUCGACGUCGUCAAGAUCGACGUGACCCAGCUCCAGUCGGAGCGCGAGCAUGAGGCCGUGUCUGCCGUCCUUGUCGCCGCUGCCCUUGGCGACCUCCGCGAGCUGCGGCGGCUCAAGGCGCUCGGCGUGACCUUUGGCUGCUCCGACUACGACGGCCGCACCGCGCUCCACCUUGCUGCGUGCGAAGGCCACGAUGGCGUCGUCGAGUUUCUCCUCGACGAGGGAGAGCGCCCGGUCUUUCGCGAUCGCUGGGGCCACACCGCAGUUGACGACGCCCGCGACGUCGGCGGCGCCGUCUGGUUCCUUCUCCGCCCGUUCGAGGCCAUGGCCGAGUCCGCACCUGCCCACAGCGAGGCCAACACCCAGAUGCGCUACAGCCGCGGCGCUCCCAAGUCCGGCACCAGCGCCGCGCCCGCUGCCAGCCUCGACUCGGACUCGUUCGCCAACUCGCCAUCGGAUCCUGAUCUGGCCGCUGGUCAAUCCGACAUUGUUGUCCUGUAACCCACUUGCUGCGGGCAAAGCCGUGAUACGCCUCGGCCAACUUGACUCCAAAGCGCCAUGUCGGCCGCGCCUCGGAGCGGCACUCCGGGCAGACGGGGCAGCGGCAGACGACUUGAAGUACCACACAGCCACA